Molecule: messenger RNA, 684 nt
Organism: Phytomonas sp. EM1
Lineage: Eukaryota; Euglenozoa; Kinetoplastea; Trypanosomatida; Trypanosomatidae
Source: the annotation of a GenBank genome assembly
AUGAGCUUGAUUAUCUCUGAAUCCCACCCAGAGCAUCCAUUUAACCUUAUCCCUGAGUUGUGCUCUAAUUUUUAUCAUUUAGGAUGGGCUACUGGAACAGGCGGUGGUGUUUCAGUCCGUUUGGGUGACAGGUAUUAUGUAGCGCCCAGCGGCGUACAGAAGGAACGCAUUCAGCCAGGUGAUAUAUUUGUCUUGAAUGACAAGAUGGAGGUCGUUGAAGAGCCGAAAAACUUCAAAAUUAAGAACCUCAAGGCUUCUGAGUGUACUCCGCUCUUUUUCAACGCGUACCGCAUCCGCGGUGCGGGCGCGUGUCUCCAUACGCAUUCCAAGAACUGCGUUCUGAUCAGCCUGUUGUGCGACAGCGAGUUUCGUAUCUCUCACCUUGAAAUGAUCAAAGGCGUUUCGAACGACGAGACGAAGAAGGCCUUGGGAUACCGUAGCACGCUGGUGGUGCCGAUUAUCGAGAACACUGAUUUGGAGGCCAACCUCACCGCGAGUAUGGCAGAGUGCAUGAGAAAGUACCCUGAAACCUCCGCUGUGUUGGUGCGUCGGCAUGGCAUGUACGUCUGGGGCACCACAUGGCAGAAGGCGAAGGGUACUGUGGAGUGUCUUGACUACUUGAUGGAGCUGGCUAUCAAGAUGCGGCAGUUAGGGUUACCAUGGGAACCCAAGAAUGUUGCGUAG